Molecule: messenger RNA, 4119 nt
Organism: Silurus meridionalis
Lineage: Eukaryota; Metazoa; Chordata; Actinopteri; Siluriformes; Siluridae
Gene: hectd2
Product: HECT domain containing 2
Exons: 21
Coding region: 491-2752 (753 amino acids)
Biological process (GO): protein polyubiquitination
Molecular function (GO): ubiquitin protein ligase activity
Source: RefSeq, a predicted model, not a curated record
CCACACCCACGCGAUGACGUAGCGUUAGCGACCGUUACCAAGUCGCUGCUCGCGAGCUUCAUCCUCACCAACAUGGCGGCGGAGUGCAGCGGCUGGAGCGCAGCGGCGCGCCUCAGCUCAGCUUCACUAACUUAACUCCCAGCGCCGUGGGAACUGACGCAGCUUCGCAAAGAUUUAGUCCGUCGUUUGUGCCAUGAUCUUAUUGAAUACACAUAUGGACCUGUAGUUUGAUACUCGAGAGCAAAAUAAGCAUCUUUUUUUUUUUUCUUUUCUCUCUUUCCCGGUUAUCGUGACAACUUCCAAAAGUCACCUGCCUGGCUUUAGGAACAGCGCGUACCGAGUGUGUGCGCCAGCAGCGCCGCUGUGUUUACACUCCUGCUCGCAGCAAAACGCUCCAGACACGGACAAGCCACUACUUCUCCGCUCGAAAACUUUAUUUUUUUCUUCCUAAACAACAAUAAAACAAGCCAUGUGAUGGUGUUUUGAAGACAUGCGUCUAAAUAUGAGUGAGAAUAAUUAUCCGCUGGAAGACAGAGACAGGCUUCCUCCUAUCAUCAACCCAAGUUUGGAGCGUGGACCAAAGCUACCUUUCGCUUCUUACGGGAGUUUUAUCUCCACCCUGAACCACAAGAGAGAGUCGGGCAGUCACAGCCUGUCCACACAUCUCCUCUUACCUGCCGUCCGACAAGUGAGGGAACUUCCCCCAAUUUAUCCAGAUGUUAGACAAAAGCAUCGCAUCUCCAUUGAUGUUUUGCCUCCAGAAGUUAAAGCCCGCUUCGUCUCGGAUCCCAUCAUUCCCAUCCGAACUAAGACUACCAAAGAAUUUCAGGACGACAUUGAAAAGGCAACUAUCUCAGGUGAUUGGAAGCAUGUCAAUGAUUUCUACACGACCACAUUCAACUCCUUUCUGGAACUCAAUGCUGCUUUUAAGAGAGAAGCAAAUGCUCCAUUCAACACUAUUGAAGACUCAGGAAUAAACACCAAAUUUGUCAAUGCUGUUUAUGAUGCUUUGCUUCACACGCCCCCUGAUACGCAGAAAUCAGUCCUGAAGGGAAUCAUUAAUAGCUUAUUAAGAGAAUGGAAAGGGCCGAGGACGAAGGAUGACCUGAGGGCGUAUUUCAUACUCGUGCAGAACACUCAGUACACCAGCACAGCCACAUAUGUCAUCUAUGCUCACUUGCUGCGGCAAAUAGCCACGCUGCCUGAAGCAGAUCACCAUUUCCUGAUGCACUGGUUUAAGAAGCUAUCUCAGAAGCGCUUUAAGCAGCUGGUGGAACGCCUACAGCUCUUCAUCACCACACGGCUGUUCCCUGCCAAACCAGAGGAGUUACCACCCAUGUCCAAGUGCUCAUGGUGGAUCCCAUCAGCCACCAAGGUUCUCUCCUUGCUCAAUGCUGCAAACAGUAUUUCUCCUUCCCCAAUCAUCCCCUUCUCAGAUUUCUACAAUCUCACACUGGACCACAUUGACUUUAUGGAGGAUUACCAGACAUGGCAAGCUCAUGGAAAUUCCAACAGGUUCACGUUCUGCCAAUAUCCGUUUAUCCUGUCUACAGUAGUGAAGAAGGCUAUUAUCCAAAGAGACUCUGAGCAACAGAUGAUCAGCAUGGCCAGGCAAACCCUGGUGGACAAGGUCUCUCGCAGACAGAGGGUGGAUAUGAGUCUGCUUUUUCUCAACAUUAAAGUAAGGCGUCUGCAGCUGGUCAGUGACUCACUGGAUGAGCUUUCAAGAAAGAGAGCAGAUUUGAAGAAAAAGCUCAAAGUGACGUUUGUUGGGGAAGCAGGCUUGGACAUGGGAGGACUCACAAAGGAAUGGUUUCUUCUCCUUAUUCGACAGAUUUUUCACACUGACUAUGGCAUGUUCACAUAUGUGAAGGAAUCUCAGUGUCACUGGUUCAGCAACUGGAAGUGUGACAACUGCUCCGAGUACAGACUGGUUGGAGCUCUCAUGGGCCUUGCCGUGUAUAACAGCAUCACCCUGGACAUCCGAUUCCCACCCUGCGUCUACAAGAAGUUGCUGACUCCUCCCAUUGUGCCGUGUGACCUUGAUGCCCCUGUUGGCAUGGCAUCCCUCACUCUGGACGACCUGCAGCAAAUCAUGCCUGAUCUCGCUCAUGGCCUUGCAGAGCUCCUCAGCUACGAGGGGAACGUUGAGGAGGACUUCUAUACGACCUUCCAGGUUUUUCAAGAAGAACUCGGAGUAGUCAAGUCAUACAACCUGAAGCCAGGUGGGGACAAAAUCCCUGUGACCAACCAGAACAGAAAAGAGUAUGUCCAGCUGUACAUCGACUUCCUGCUGAAUAAGUUUAUCUAUAGACAGUUUGCUGCCUUUUACCAUGGCUUUCACAGUGUAUGUGCUUCUAAUGCCUUGAUGUUGUUGAGGCCAGAGGAGGUUGAGAUCCUGGUUUGUGGAAGUCCCAAUCUGGACAUGAGCUCCCUGCAGCGAGUGGCACAGUAUGAGGGCUACAGCAAGACCGACCCCACCAUCCGAGCAUUCUGGGACGUGGUUCUAGCGUUCCCUCUGGAGCUUCAGAAAAGGCUUCUCCACUUCACAACAGGAAGUGACCGUGUUCCUGUUGGAGGAAUGGCAGACCUCAACUUCAAGAUUUCUAAAAUUGAUGUUUCCACAGACUGGUUACCUGUUUCACACACAUGCUUCAACCAGAUCUGCCUGCCACCCUACAAGAGCAAGAAAGAAUUACGGCAAAAGCUAACCAUUGCCAUUUCCAAUGCUGAGGGCUUUGGAUUGGAGUAGUGUGAUGGUCUAAAGGAAAAGGCCCACCCAAGCCCACCCUUUACUUACUGGUUUUAAAUGGUUCGGCCCCAUUAGUAAAUGAUUCACACACUGUAGCUCUCCUGAAAGCUAGCUCUAAAGAUACACUCGCAUUAGGCCAUUUGAUAUGGCUGUGAUGUGUGACAUUGUGUUGUUUUGUGUGCGUGUGUGUGUGUGUGUGUUUGUGUUUGUAUGUAAAUGGUAAAAAGAGUCUCGAACCAGGAUUCGAUAAAGAAUCCAGUUAAAUGGUACUGUAUGCCUAGAAAUGUUCAGAUUUUUGCAUUGUGUUAUGUAUAUGAAGGACCAAACUUUCUGCUUUAAUAGAUUUAUAUAUAUAUAUAUAUAUAUAUAUAUAUAUAUAUAUAUAUAUAUAUAUAUAUAUAUAUAUAUAUAAGACAAAAUAUCGUCAUGUGAUAUAUUCACAAUAUAUCUCCUCUAAAUCAGCAGGAAAGCUACAGUAGUAGUGAAGAACUAUUUAAAUGAUAAUGACCAUAUCAGACUUUAAGGCAACUUUACGAGUUUGAUUCUGAUCGACUAGCAGGGAUCUUGUGUAAUAUCCUGCAGUUAUGCAGGGAGGAGGGCUGAAAAUAGGCCAGGGACAAGCCUGGGCCAUAAAAUAGCUUGGCUGUCACUGAGACUGCUCCUGGUCUGAGCAUUUAAAGUGGCAGUGCUGUGUCUCCCUGACUCUCUGGUAAAAUCCCAGGCGAUGGUAGAGUGUAAUUGAUUUAGCUCUUUCUUUCUUUUUUUUUUUUUUUUUUUUUUACCUCGAAAUUGUGUCCAGUGUCAGAUUGGUUUAGUUGUUAAAUAUUCCCUAAGUGAAUCUGAUCAUUGUUUUUCAUGUUCAGAGAUGGUUGUGUUCUGUAUAUAAUUCUGAAAGUGUUUGACGAUCCUUUCGUGUUUUCUGUGAAAGGAAAGGAAUGGUGUAAAUGUCAAAAGUGUCUUUUGUGGAAGUUAUUACUGGCUAUUCUUGAACAGAAAGCAGUCACAUCUGACCAUAGCAGGUACACGUAAACAGCAAGAUUAAUUUAUUGUGCAACUUUCAAGUAUUACAGCUGAGCACUAAUGAAUAGAUAUAAACCUUUCUUAGCUUUACUUUGUCAUAUGGAGCAUUAGAAUUUUCUCUUUUUCUUCCCUUUUGUCUUGUCUUUUUAUCUGUUCCACUCACUUGAUUACGACCUCACAUCCAGUUUUUGGCCUCAGUAGACAUUAAAGACAUUGUCUUGAUUGUCAGCUAGAAUCUCGCAGCUGUUCACUGUAUUGUUUAUUCUGUUGUAUGACUGAAUACAAAUGUAUUUUCCAUGUAUUUAUUUUAACUUUGCUCAUUUCUAAUGAUUAAAGUUAUACAGCGA